Messenger RNA from Alternaria atra, 585 nucleotides. RefSeq lists its product as uncharacterized. Lineage: Eukaryota; Fungi; Ascomycota; Dothideomycetes; Pleosporales; Pleosporaceae. Bases 1 to 585 code for a protein of 194 amino acids. The transcript is spliced from 2 exons. The record is from RefSeq and is a predicted model, not a curated record.
AUGCUCUUCUCCAAGCUCGCUUUCGUUUCUGCCUUUGCGGCUCUCACUGCGGCUCAAGACACCAAUUUCGACUUUGACAACAUCCCCGCUGAGUGCACCGAUGUUUGCGCACAAGUUGGUGCAGCCGUGAACGGCUGCAAGAACGACAGCAACGACGAUUCAUCCGCUGUACUCCAGUGCAUCUGCACAGCCAACAACGCCAACACGCUCAUCCCGAAUUGCGAGGCUUGCGUCAGACAGUACAACGACAACGACAACGAUGACGACAGCGACCAAUACCGUCUCUUGACCGACUGCUCAUACAGCACCACCACCGUUGCUGCGGGUGGCGCAGGCGCUGCGCAAACAACCGCUGUCGACACCAACACCGUUUCAGUCACAAACACUGUCUCUGUCACUGACGUUAUCUCGACUACUUCUGUUGCUGUUAUCGUUACCACUGGUAGUGAUGGCUUGGUUGCUACUACCACUCAGACCAACACCAACACUGUGGCGGCAAGUGCCACCAAUAACCCCGCUGCUAUCCACACUGCGGGUGCUGCUAUGGGUCUUGGUGCUCUUGGGUUUGUUAUUGGCAUGUUGUAA